UGUGUGUGUGUGUGUGUGUGUGUGCGCGCGCGCGUAGACAGUCGGUCGCGGAACGGGAGCACGAGCGGAUACACUGAAAUUGCUACAGAAAUGGACGGCAUCAGCGACGUUACAGUUGGAGUGAAGAGACGAGCUGAUGAGCUGAGUAUGUACAACAGUCCUAACUCUGACAUGAGCAGCAUGAGCGAUGGCGCUUCUAACGGCAGUGACAGUAAGAAGCUAAAGAUGGAUGAGGCUCCACCAUCACGUGUGCUUCACAUACGGAAACUGCCCAGUGAGGCCUCAGACGCAGAAGUCAUCGCUCUCGGAUUACCAUUUGGCAAAGUCACUAACAUCCUUAUUCUCAAAGGAAAGAACCAGGCUUUCUUGGAGAUGGGGACAGAGGAYGCGGCCAUCACAAUGGUUAACUACUACGCCACAGUUCCUCCUCUCAUCCGCAGUGUCCCUGUCUAUAUCCAGUUCUCCACUCACAAAGAGCUGAAAACUGAUGCAAGCAUCCAGAGGACUCAGGCGGUGCUGCAGGCAGCGUCAGCAAUCCAGGCACCCAGCUCCGAUGUACAGGAAGUUCUGAAUGUAGCUCCAAGUCCUGUGCUGAGGAUCAUCAUUGACAACCUGUUCUACCCUGUAACGCUGGAUGUGCUGCAACAGAUUUUCUCCAAGUUUGGCACAGUUAUGAAGAUAAUCACAUUCACCAAGAACAAUCAGUUUCAGGCUCUACUACAGUACAGUGACCCUGCCCAUGCACAGCAUGCCAAGCUGGCACUGGAUAGUCAGAACAUCUACAAUUCUUGUUGCACACUGCGCAUCGACUUUUCCAAGCUGGUCAACCUGAAUGUUAAGUACAACAAUGAUAAAAGUCGUGACUACACACGUCCUGAGCUGCCAACUGGUGAUGGGCAACCCAGCCUGGACCCCAUGAUGACUGCUGCCCUCGGCAAAGACAGUUCCCUCCUCGGUAAGAUCCCAGGAGCCUUAAGUCCUCUGAGUGCCGCAGCAGCUGUAGCUGCUGCUGCAGGAAGGGUGGCCCUCUCUGGACAGCCAGGAUCCAGCGGGGUCCUACUAGUAAGCAACCUCAAUGAGGAGAUGGUUACGCCCCAAAGUCUGUUUACCCUCUUCGGAGUAUACGGUGAUGUCCAGAGGGUGAAAAUUCUUUACAAUAAGAAGGACAGCGCUCUCAUCCAGAUGUCAGAUUCUAAUCAGGCCCAACUAGCAAUGAGCCACCUGAACGGACAGAAGAUGAAUGGGAAAAUAAUAAGGGUGACGCUGUCCAAGCAUCAGACAGUGGCUCUGCCUCGAGACGGGCUGGAUYACCAAGGUCUGACCAAGGAUUAUUCCAACUCCCCACUUCAUCGCUUCAAGAAACCUGGAUCCAAGAACUUUCAGAACAUCUUUCCACCUUCGGCCACUCUUCAUCUGUCCAACAUCCCGCAGAAUGCGACGGAGGAAGACCUGCAGCUGCUCUUCUCCAACACCGGGGCCACAGUGAAAGCAUUCAAGUUUUUCCAGGACCGUAAAAUGGCUCUGAUCCAGAUGUCAACAGUGGAGGAGGCCAUCCAGGCUCUGAUUGACCUUCAUAACUACAACAUGGGAGGAAACCAGCARCUGAGGGUUUCCUUCUCCAAGUCCACCAUUUAAAACUGGAACCAACAGACUCUAAGCUGGGGGGGACCACAUACAUGAAUUCUGUUUUCUAUGAGUUUGGUGCUCUGUCAUUCCUUCAGAGACAAUAAAACCUUUGAUUUGCUUUUUUUUUAAAAGAGAAUAUUUCUGAAUGUUUCCAUGUUUUAAAUGUACCUCCAUAUUUGUAUGUUGAGCAGAAUGUUGACACGAUUGAUUGUCCCCCUUGCAUUCAAUAUAUUGUUUCAUUAAUUUAGUUCAAGAAAAACUUAUGUGCCUUACUUGUUGGUCAACAGUUUUCACAGCUGGACYUGCUCAGUCAUGGAGCUGCAGAUAAAAUAUUUGUAACGGAAGUUGUUUGGAGUUAAGAGAAAACUUUGUUUGACUUGAUUCUGGUUUCUGAAGGUCUUUAGUUGAGCAGAAUAUUCCUGAGUUAACAUAUUUGAGAUGUUAAAACAGCCAGUGACGGAUAGGUUGGAAGGAUAGUUCAUCCAUAUUAAAGGUUUCUGAGUAUAAAUCAUAAAUAUCUUACCUGUUGUGGAUUUACUUUUUGAAUGAGUCAUCAGUCCCAGAAACUUUAAAGAUUGAUGAGUUGUGUUUUGUUGAUCUAGAAAUCAGAUCUGACAGGAAAUCCUUAAUAUUUUGYCCAAAAUAACUGGAUUGCUAACUGACAGUUCUGUAAAGGUUUUGUCCAAAUUGAACUAUUCAAAAAGCUAUCGACAACAGUUAAGAUAUAACUUUUACUCAGAAGUUUACUUUAAAAUGGCUGAACUAUUCUUUAUCUUGAACCUUUUUUUUUUUUUUUACAGAGAGGCUUAUUUUAAAGUUCUACUCACAAACUUAUUUUUCCAAUCUGAGCUUUCAGAACCUGAUUUUUCUUUUUGAAUAUUUGAAGUGUUUUUCAUAGCUGUAAGGUGCGGUCUGUUUUUUAGGAAUGCUGUGAUGGGAUGUCUCAAAAUAUUGCAUGCUGUGGAAGAAGUUUKAGUGUCCCACUGUGAUUUUAUUGUCCUGUGGCUGUUUACACAGGAGGGCUACUCAGUUGGACCAAAGUUUUUGUGCCUUUAGUGACUCUGGAAUUUAUUUAAAUUUUGAGGGAAAGAUCAAGAAAACCUUUUUUUAAAAAACUUUAUAGCCAAACUUUGAGUAAACAGGCUUGGGAUUUUUACAAGAUACUACUUGUGUUUUUUAAGAUCUAAAAGAACACUUUGUAAGAAACUGGUAUUUAUUUAUUUUUUCRUGCAGCUCAAGAUUGUAUAUUUGUUCCGGUGGGCAUCAUUGGGUUCUUUCCAAACACAUAGCAGUGAAACAUGGUUUCCUGCUUUUGACUUUCCCUUCUAAUACUGUCUCGUGUACUUUUGUGUUAGUUCUGUAGCAUGCUAAAUAAAAUCCUACUGUAGCUCUGCAGUUA
This is a messenger RNA of Austrofundulus limnaeus, 3025 nucleotides long. RefSeq names its product polypyrimidine tract-binding protein 2. Bases 91 to 1635 code for a protein of 514 amino acids. Gene Ontology annotation, biological process: mRNA processing. The record is from RefSeq and is a predicted model, not a curated record. Gene Ontology annotation, molecular function: RNA binding. NCBI's taxonomy places the organism in Eukaryota, Metazoa, Chordata, Actinopteri, Cyprinodontiformes, Rivulidae. The transcript has 14 exons. Gene Ontology annotation, cellular component: nucleus.